UGUUGAGCACGGUGGUCAAUAUGAGCCGACUCCAAGUAGCAUUUGAACGCACCACCGCAAGGCGCGAGCGUCUCCGUCCGCGUCGGUUCUUGUGGAGCUCCACGCGGAUUGACCGACGCGGCGUGCCGUCUCUUGCCGCGCGCGUAGCACGGCGACGCGGCCGGCGGCGCCUCCGCCUCCCCGCCGACUUCGGAAGCGUCGCGGCCUACCGCGAGCUACCGCGGCGACGGCGGCUACCGCUAGCCCGGUCGCCUGUCGCGUCGUUCCACGCGGCAGCCCGACUGGAGCGAACGUCACAGGGCGGCCACAAGUUUCGCUUCGCCUAUUUUCGGACUCCCGAGAGGACAUUUGGACCAUUUGUGCCCGUUUAACCAAAUAUCCAACUCGGUAAAAGUUGAGCCCGUAACCACUCGGCGCUACUCACCCGGUUGCCCGACUAAAGUACUGACGUUUUUCCACGCGAUAAUCCGACUGUCCAUACAGCGGUAUUCGACCAAAGUCGCAUCGUACAGCACUGGCCAAAAUCUGAUGAAAAGGAAUCAAGAAGGUGGCGUUCCAUAAGGAGCCGAGCACAGUUUCGUCGAGGCUGGGGAGAUGGACAGGCAAAAGUUCCCGUUCACCGUCGAAGACAUCCUGAGGAAUUAUCCAAGCGCGGCCUGGGAUAAUCCGGCGAUGUGGUGUUUGUGUUGUUGUUGUUGUUGCUGCUGCUGCUGCUGCUGCGGAGACGGGAUGACGGACCACCCGAGUCAAGGUAAGGCCUGCCGCUGCGUGGCGCCAACACCGCGACCACUUACCGGGCUUCCCUCCCUCACCGGAUGGGCGGCGACGUCGGAGUCCGGCGUCCGAGAAGAAGACGAGGAAGCGGCGACGGCGGCGGCCCAGACGCCGAGGAGGACCCGGCGACACCGAACCAUCUUCACCGAGGAGCAGCUAGACGCUCUGGAGGAAGUCUUCCUGCAGAACCACUACCCGGACGUCAACGCCCGGGAAAAGAUAGCGCAGAGCACGCGCCUCCGAGAAGAGAGGGUGGAGGUUUGGUUUAAAAACCGGAGAGCCAAGUGGAGGCGCCAGCGAAGACUCUCAUUUUACACGGGAAACACAGAAAACUAACUUUGUAAGGAUCACCAUUAGUGUAUGUUUUUUUGGAAAAUGAAAAUGCAUUACAUUAAAGAAUGAUACCAUAAUCAUA
This is a messenger RNA of Phycodurus eques (leafy seadragon), 1189 nucleotides long. RefSeq names its product homeobox protein goosecoid-2-like. Gene Ontology annotation, biological process: regulation of transcription by RNA polymerase II. Gene Ontology annotation, molecular function: DNA-binding transcription factor activity, RNA polymerase II-specific; RNA polymerase II cis-regulatory region sequence-specific DNA binding. The record is from RefSeq and is a predicted model, not a curated record. The transcript has 5 exons. The coding region runs from base 595 to 1110 and encodes 171 amino acids. Gene Ontology annotation, cellular component: nucleus. NCBI's taxonomy places the organism in Eukaryota, Metazoa, Chordata, Actinopteri, Syngnathiformes, Syngnathidae.